AUGGGUGUGUGGUACAUUGUGUUACUUUCCGUGAUAAUUCGAGUGGCGGCUACAGAUCAUCCCCCAAACAAUCCACCAUUCGCUUUGGAUGAGGCUAAUGUUGCGGCCGAAACACGAAUACUGGAGCGAGUGUCGCAUUUGUUACAAAGCUUGAGUGACAAAAUAAAAAUGUUGGACGAUCGAGUUGACAGUUUAUUACUUGCGCAAAAUGACACUAACAAAUCGUUGGGAAAAGUUUCGGAACAAUUGCAAAGCUUUUCAACGUCAUCUACACAGCGGAUGACCAAUCUAGAGCAGAAGCUAGAACGACUUCCUGAAGACACGGGGAUAUAUUACCUUCAACCGAAUACUGCCAUCAACAUAACAUUUGAAGUAUCGCGUGACUGGACAAAUAACCACGGAUUUGGUGGCAACUGGACUGUUUUCCAGCGACGGUUCAACGGUUCGGUCAAUUUCUAUCGCAACUGGACUGAAUACAAGCAGGGGUUCGGUGAUCUACGCGGCGAACACUGGUUGGGGUUAGAUAAGCUGCACGCGAUCGUGAAAACCCAUCGACAUGAGCUGCUCAUCGUGCUUGAAGACUUCGACGGUGUGAUUGCGUAUGCACAUUAUGAUGACUUUAAGAUUGGAGAUGAAAGUGAGAAAUACAUCAUAAAAUCAGUUGGCAAGUAUACUGGCACAGCGGGUGACUCGUUUAUCUACCACAAGGACGAAUUAUUUACAACAUACGAUCAGGAUAAUGAUGAUACUGAUUUUAACUGUGCUAAGUCGUUUGUUGGCGGGUGGUGGUAUUACAAGUGUUAUCAGAGCCAUUUGAAUGGAGAAUAUUUGAAAGGAAAAGUCGAUCGGCAAGCUGGUAUUAUCUGGUAUGGAUUUCGCGGACAUUAUUGUUCCUUGAAGAAGACGAAAAUGAUGGUUCGACGCGUUGCAUGAAAAUUUUACCUUAAAGCUACAUGGGGUUAAACCCGAGCAUUAAGUUAAUACGGAUGAAAUAAAAGUUUUUAAUUCAAUUCAAUUCAAAAUAACAAUGAUGUUAUAAAGGAAUUCGACUAACACGAAAAUCCGAGUUACGCGAAUGACUGCGGAAUGCAUUAUUCGCGUAACUCGGGAAAAGAU
Anopheles moucheti is the source of this 1116-nucleotide messenger RNA. RefSeq names its product fibrinogen C domain-containing protein 1-like. Bases 1 to 933 code for a protein of 310 amino acids. The transcript has 2 exons. NCBI's taxonomy places the organism in Eukaryota, Metazoa, Arthropoda, Insecta, Diptera, Culicidae. The record is from RefSeq and is a predicted model, not a curated record.